Messenger RNA from Acanthoscelides obtectus, 2842 nucleotides. The record is from the annotation of a GenBank genome assembly. Lineage: Eukaryota; Metazoa; Arthropoda; Insecta; Coleoptera; Chrysomelidae.
UUUUCAGGUGAUAGCCUUCAUAUGCGGCCUGAUCGUGAUCAUCCUAAUGAUCAUGGGCCUGGCCUCUACAGAUUGGCUGAUGGCAGCGGGUUGGAGGCAAGGCCUGUUCAUGCAUUGCAUAGAAAAAGAUGCCCCGCAACCCUUGCCGUUUAACAUGCAGGAUCCUCCGGGAUGCUAUCAAUCACGAGAUGCUGCGUAUAUAAGGGCGGCGGCAACCCUGUGUGUGAUAACCCUCCUGACAGACUUGGUAGCUACAGUCCUCACAGGCCUAGGGCUCGGUACCAAAGAUCAUCACACCAAAUUCAAGUAUUAUAGAUUUGCUGUUAUCGUCAUGGGUCUAGCGUUGGUAUCCAUAUUGGUGGCCCUCAUCAUCUACCCGGUCUGUUUUGCCGCUGAACUGAAUUUAGGCAACCGCACAAUCUGGGAGUUCGGCUGGGCGUACGGCGUCGGCUGGGGCGCAGCCAUCUUCCUCUUCGGCGGAGUGGUCUUACUGACAUGCGACAAGGAGAGCGAAGAGAUCUACUACAAAGAGCGCAAAAUCGUGCAUUGCGACAACGACUCUCGGCUCGCCUAGUGGCCGCACAGCCUGCCCGACGUUGUGCUCUGAUCGUAGGUGGCUGGCGCGAACAAGCGACGAACGUGAAUGGCUGGUGUGAAAGGGGCGGCUGACUGAGACGACACGCGAAAUGGCGUGCGCGCAUGUGACGCACGUUGACCUUGGAGCGGAUCAGAACGUGACGUAGUGGGGAUCGGCGGUGCUCAGUCAUAUCAGAAAUUAGGGUUGUGGUUACGGAUGUGAAGACCAGGUUGUGCUACUUAGGAUAUUGCACCUCCUUUCUCAAAUCUUUAGUGAAAACUUAAGUAAGAUAAAGUUACACCUAACAACAGUUGGCUUUCAGGAAAAUUACUUCUGCAAUUGGUUGUGUUUUAUUUCGCACCAAAAUUGUAUGAAUGAAAAGGCAAUUCCAGUAAUGUAAUCACAUGUAUUUCUAUUCAUUUUGAAAAUACCCUUUUUAUGUACCAUUAUUGCAUUUGCUGUUGUGGAUACUGACCAUUAUGCGAUCAUCCGUAAAAAAUCAUAUACAGGGUGAUACCGUGGUAAGUGCCAACAAGGCGGCGUGGUGCAACUAGAAAGCGAUUUUAGAUACCUCACUAAUCCGGUUUGUUUCACGUGAACGGCGCCAGAUUGGGCAUCAAGCAGCUUGAAAGAACAAGACGUGGGUAGGAUUGAAUUUUCAUUCAACAGUUGAUCCUGAAUUGGAACAAGUUGGCUGUUGUUUCUGAUGAGUAGUUACAAUAUAUUAUCAUCAGGCGGGAUUUUUAGAGCUUAUUGAAGAGCAUUGAUAUCCUCAAUUUUUAAUUUAGAACAUGACAGACUGUGGUCAGUAUGUCAAAUCUUAAAAAUGUCAAACUGGCAAGAUGACAUUUUAGGUUAGAAAAGUGAACUGGUGCAACAAAAACAUGGAAGCUCAGGCUCGGCUCAGCCAAAGGUUGAAUUUAGUUUGGUUAAAAAAUUGUGUGAAUCUUAACCUUGAUACGAUGUAGCUUUGUAGAUGACAUAACCUAAUCUUUUACAUCCUUGGGAACCCCAGUCAUAAAGAGCAGCCAAUUAGGUCUUCACAUAUACAAACAUUGUGUUGUUUUUCAAAUCUAGCUUAAACCGAGAGAUACUAUCAUAUUCAUGUAUAUUUUACACAAGUGAUCUAAACAUGUUUUGUUUUAACAAAUUACGUGUAAUCUUGAACUGGAUUAAUAACAAGUUGGUAGCACCGCCUAUCCCCAAAUAAUUAUAUUUUUUGUUGCUGGUCAGUUUGAUAUGAGGAAGUUGUUAUAUAUUGUGUUGUACAGCUUUAGCUUAAGAGGUAAUUUGUACAUUAUUUACUGACUUUAUUUUGUUAUUUUAUUUAAUGAUAUGACUUUGAUAAUUUAUAUACCGAUAUUUUUUACUGCUUGAUUGGAAUAUAUUCCAUGAAUCUAUUUUUUAUAAUACUAAAUUCGUAAAUAUUAGGAAUAAACAUUUGAAAUUUGUUUAAUGUGCGAGUUCUUGUACGAUUAAGAAUAUUUGUAUCGAAUCUUUAUAUAUUCAUAUUAUUGUCGAUUUUUUGUAUUUGAUAUAAGUGUAUUAAACAGAUCCAUGGAAAAUAUUGACGUAUUAUAUUUUUUGUAUAGACCUCGCUUGUGUACAUCGGAAAAUAUUAGUGCAGUCUCAAAAUUUUGAGUGUUCAGUGUGCAGUGCACAUGCAGCUUUUAGAUAUAAUACAAAUAGUUGCGCUAAUAUUUUUGAGAUGCAACUGCUUUGAUGGGAUGUUAUGAGCUUCUACCAUUUCAAGUUGAACCUAAACAUUUUUCGUCUUUACACAUAUUUUCCACGUUGAUAAAAAUUACCUGUUGUGUGACAAAUUGACAGAAUAUACAUAAUGCAUAUUUUUGUAACCUAAACAGUUUUGUCUCAGCAUUACAUUUCUUUGGUUUGUAAGAAGCUUGUAAUCAUUCAUCAUGUGUAUAAAACAUUCCGUUUAAUUUAUUUAUAUCCAUACUAUCAAAGUUGCCUUUUUUAAAGAGUCGAUCAAACUGAUUGGCCUUUUUGCCUUCAGUUGCUUGCAAAAAUGUCAUUUUUGUUGCUAUUUUGAGAUAAACACAAGCAAAUUGUGCAUUUACUCGAAUUCUGCACAUGAAAUAUAUUCAAAAAAUCUUUUGUGAGUCCAGAUGAUUUUUUCGUUCAAGCGCAGUUUUAUACGGGAUAUCUUAUAUCAAAUGAUACAGGCUGCAGUUCCAUAAGGCUCGAUAGUGCUGGGCCCAUAACCUACAAAAAAAUAACGAUCUGAGGUUGAUAAAUGCUGUA